CACUGGGCGAUCAUUACCCAGCCUAGCAUAGCUGAGAGCAGUCAGCCAGUCGUGUCUCUAUCGAGGCCGGAUGGUAAAAUCCAACCUCCAGCGGAUCCUAAACAGUCAUUGUUUUGCUCGCGAGAAAGAAGGAAAACUGCAGCCCUUUACUACCAUGGCGAAUUUAAAUAGCGGUAUCUGUGACAUGAUUGGGAACUUGUCCCUGCACUGUAGUAGUACCCGCAGCCCGGGGCCUCUGUGGUGCUCCGAUGCCCCUCUCCCACCCCUGAAGAUCCCAGGUGGGCGAGGGAAAGGCACACGGGAUCAUGCGCCUUCACCUCGGCCGCUCUACUCAGACCGAAAAUUGACAGUAACAGAAGAGCCUGCAGGGAAUGGGUGCCCGAGGAUUCUCCACUUCCAAAGCCGUCCCACAGCUACAAAGACAAUACAGUGGGAUGCUGUCCUAAGCAGCAGUGCACUAUAUGUGGAGGUACCUCUUGACCCUCUUCCAGAAGGCAGCAAGGAGAGUUUUGCGGCUCUUCUGGAGUAUGCUGAAGAACAUCUGAAAGUUGUUAGUGUGUUUGUCUGCUUUUACAAGAACAGAGAUGAUCGUGCUAAACUGGUGCGUACCUUCAGUUUUCUGGGCUUUGAGAUCGUGAAACCGGGCCAUGCCCUCGUCCCUCCUCGACCUGACGUUUUCUUCAUGGCCUAUAAUUUCGACAGGGACUCCUCAGACGACGAGUAGCCCUCCUGACAUCAUCUCCACCCCGUAGUUUUCGUGCUCCCAUUAUCUUACAGUUGCGGCUUUAUUUACAUACAUAGCUGUUUUGUGUUGAAUCCUGAGCUGUAGCUUUCUGUAUAAAAGUACUCACUUCUCCAUGAUUUGUGAUCAAGGAAAUAUAUAAGCUGUGUAUCUUUGGUUUCCAGCAUUUAUAUAUGUAUGUUUAUAUUAAUCUGGUCAUAAAAACAGGGAUUUGUUCUGAUAAAAUCCUUAGCAGUUUUCAUAGCUACUCAAUUCAGUUUUAACUAGUUAAAUUUUAUUUCACGACAAACUUGAGUUGGAGGAUUUUUUGUUGUUUUCAUUUCUUGAAUGUACAAUGAAAAGGUCAUCAGGUUUACACUCGGGUACUCCAGUUUUCUUGUUAGAUUGGCUAAAUUGUGUUAUUUAAAUGUCCUAAAUACUCUCUUGACUGAAUUACUAAUCAACGGGACCAGCUUUCUUUUGUCACAGUAAUACCCUUUGUAUUGAUUAAUCAUCCCCAAUUAUUGGUACUUUCUAGCUGGAUAAUGAAACACUUUAUUCUAGAUGUGGAUUAAAACAGGUGAAAGCCAAUGCAUGUGUAUGAAAGUGAUUUGGUAUAAAAUUGAAGGUCUAAUGAGUGAUGGUACUUUGUGAAACAAAAGUGAAUAAUCCAUAUAGCUUUUGUUUUUUUUUCAUGCCAUGUGUAUCGAACAAUAUUGUAGAACUUUGUUUUGAAGGUUGGAAAUAAAAUGCUGUGACUGGAUUGGGUUCUGUCCUGGCAUUAGCAUUUCUUUUAACUCUUCUGUUCAUGAUGUUAUUGAAUAUCUCUUGCAUAGUGGUACCUGUUGUGCUUCUGUGAUUAAUAAAACAAAGAAAACCA
Molecule: messenger RNA, 1601 nt
Organism: Girardinichthys multiradiatus
Lineage: Eukaryota; Metazoa; Chordata; Actinopteri; Cyprinodontiformes; Goodeidae
Gene: oaz1b
Product: ornithine decarboxylase antizyme 1b
Biological process (GO): positive regulation of protein catabolic process
Cellular component (GO): nucleus; cytoplasm
Molecular function (GO): ornithine decarboxylase inhibitor activity
Source: RefSeq, a predicted model, not a curated record